This is a messenger RNA of Psylliodes chrysocephalus, 4285 nucleotides long. The record is from the annotation of a GenBank genome assembly. NCBI's taxonomy places the organism in Eukaryota, Metazoa, Arthropoda, Insecta, Coleoptera, Chrysomelidae.
CUACCGUUCAAUUAUUACAUACGUGAAAUCGAUGGCGGUUCAAAAGAACGCUUAUGGGGAUUUCAUUACAAUUUUAUACCAAGGGUUUAGAACCACCCUGUAAAUGCAAAGUGACAUUCGGUGACAUUUACCAGUUGUGUCUGUUUUUAAUAAAUGAAAGGAAUGAUAAAAUUUAAAAACCAAUGUUUUUCAUUCAAAAUUUAGUGCUAAAUUGUAAAAAUCAUGAAGACUAUAAAAACUUUGUUAAAAAUGGUUUAUUUUAUUAGCUAAAUAAGUUGAAAAAUUCAUUAAAAACCGAACACCAACUGAAUUUUCGAGUUAAAUAUGUCUGGUGUAUUUGGAUAUAGUCGAGAGGCUGUAAGGGUAAAAGUUAAGAAAUGUGAGGCCAACCAGCCACCAGAACUGAGAAAAUUUAGUGUAGAUCCCCAAAUCACCUCAUUUGAAGUACUGCAAAGCAUUUUGGCCAAAGCAUUUGAUCUCAAAGGGGACUUCACAGUAUGUUUUCGAAUUUACGAUAUAAAUGGUUAUGAAACUUAUAUGCCUAUUCUGUCUGAUUGGGACCUAGAUGCCGCAUUUUUAAAAGCUCAUAACGUCUCUGUUGCAACCAAUACUGAACCAUGUUUAUCGUUAAGAGUAGAUUUGAAACCAUUCGAGGAAAGUUCAGACGAUUGGGAUAUCAAGCAGAAUUUGCCUAUUAUUACGCAAAUCCGUACUGCCACUAGUCAAGAGGCUAAGCCCGCUCCUAGGCUGCACGGGAUAUUUAAUCAGGUGGGAAAAACGCUAAAUUUGGUACAGAGGGCUUUCAAUUUCGGCGAAGAGGGAAAUACGACUUUGCAGCCCCCAAGACAACCUCUAUCGGAUGCGGAAUUUAGAAGAUUCUUAGAUCCCGUCGGGCAGAUAGUGUUCGCCAAAGAAUUGAGAUCUGUCAUUUAUUUUGGCGGAAUUGAUCCUAGUCUAAGAAAAGUCGUUUGGAAGCAUUUACUGAACGUUUACCCGGAUGGCAUGACUGGCAAAGAACGAAUGGACUACAUCAAAAAAAAAGCAGCCGAAUACGUGACUUUGAGAGAAUCUUGGAAGACUGCAAUCGCUCAAGGUCAAGUUGUGGGCGAAUUGGCCUACACCACGAGCAUGGUAAGGAAGGAUGUCUUGAGGACCGACAGGCAUCAUCCUUUUUACGCCGGUAGCGACGAUAAUCAAAAUAUCGCUUCAUUGUUCAAUAUACUCACCACGUACGCUCUAAACCAUCCGAAGGUGAGCUACUGUCAAGGCAUGAGCGAUCUGGCAUCGCCGCUUUUAGUGACGAUGAAUGACGAGGCGCACGCGUACAUCUGUUUCUGCGCGCUGAUGCAAAGGCUGUGCACCAAUUUCAUGAUAGAUGGUAUCGCAAUGACCCAGAAGUUUACUCAUUUGGCCGAAGGAAUCUUGUAUUACGAUCCCGAAUUCUAUAAUUAUCUGAAAGUUCAUCAGGCAGACGACCUACUAUUCUGCUACCGUUGGCUCCUACUUGAAAUGAAACGCGAAUUCGCAUUUGAAGACUCCUUACGCAUGCUCGAAGUCCUCUGGAGCUCAUUACCGGCCGAAUAUCCGGACAAAGAACUGAAACUUUUCGACACACUAUUCCAAGCCCCCACCAUAUCAACUCCGCCGAUAAGCCCCUUGGUCAAAACGCCCAGAGAGAACGCUUACACGAAAAUUGUCGCUCUCAGGAGGCAAAGCUCCUCGAUGUCGUUGAAUAAUUGCAACAUAACGAAGAAGAAUAGUCAAGUGAAGCGACAGAAUCACAGUCUAGACGAAAGCGUUAGUAGGAAUAAAGCUCUGCCUGUCGUGAAGACGAAAUAUCAAAGCCUGGACGACGCCGUGUUGCAGAAAGUAGGAGAUACGAGUCCGAAAUCGCCUAAAAACGGGGAAUUCUUCUCCAAAAACGGAACCAUAUCGCCCCAAAACGGGGAAAUUUCGCCGAAAAACAUGGAUUUCUCACCCAAAACCUCGAAGUCCUCACCGAAAAAUUCAGAUCACUCGAAUUCUUUACGAUCUGAAUUAAGGCCUCGCUCGAUAUCGCCGCUAGAACAGAAAUCUGACUCCGUAGUUUUGAAUAAUCGCAUCAAUUCGCAUCAGAUGUUGAACAGGAAGAGCGCCAGUCUCUCGUCGAGCAUGACGAAUCUGAUCAGAAACUCAAAAAAAUCGGGACAUUUUAAGGAUUUGAAGGAGAAGUUGUUUUCGUCGUUGGAUCGAUUGGACGGGUCGCAUUCCAUAAAAGAGGAAGAUGAAAAUCGUCCGCAUCAUCAGGCGCGUCUCGUAAAGAACCUGAACGAAUUCCUAACUCUGGGCGGAAUCGCCAAAAGUGAUGAGUGUGGUAAACCAAAAAUAACAUUAACCAAAUCCAGUCUCGAUGACUCCGAGAAUUCGAGUUUAUCCCGCCAUUUUUCCUCGACCUCAAACAGCGGCGAUGACACCAGCCCUGACGAUUCCCAAGACUACUUCCCGCUCACCACUUCCGUCACCAGCAAACUCCACCUCGAAUUAGAAAACUUGGACCGCAAAGUUUUUGGUGAUAAAUUCGUGGACGGGUUAUCAGACUCCCCUAGCGACAGCACCGUGACCAAAGAAUUAGAAGUGAAAGAUAUAGAAAAGGAUAAAAGAAAAAGCGACGAUGUUUAUGUGUGGGAAAAUCCUUUACUUCAGAAAUGUCCUAGCGCUGCGAAAAUAGCACCUCACACUCCAGACGAGCAAGCAGAAAUCGAUUACGAUUCACCGGAGCCUACCAAUCUCGCUAUAGAUUCAAAACCCGCUGCCGAUGAGCUUCCUACGAACCACGUGGACUUAAAUCCGGCCUCUGUGGAGGCCACUUCGAACGGUUCGGUCCCGACGAUGACCAAUUCGUGCGAAGAAGUGACUGAGAGCGUUAAAGGGUGUUCUUUGCUGCCGCCGCCUGGCGAAUUCGGGGGCGGCAAUCCGUUUUUAAUGUUCCUGUGCAUUACAUUGCUCAUGCAGCAUCGCGAACAUAUCAUUUCCAAAGCGAUGGACUACAAUGAGAUGGCCAUGCAUUUCGACAAAAUGGUGCGCAAGCACAACGUGACUAGGGUGUUGAAUCAGGCCAGACAGAUGUACGCGAGGUACAUGAAGCAACACAGUAUGGCUCAGCAGAGGUUGAAGGCGAAGAGUAAUGAAGAGUGUUAAGGUUUUGUUUUGCCUGGGAUAUACAUAUAUAGGUGGAAACCACUUAUGGAAUAUAAUUUUGGGCCUUACAGAACAUUAUAAAAACCAUUGGGACACGUCAACUUUUGAAUUUAAUUGUACGUUCUCCGAAUGAAGAUGUAAAUAUUCAUGGUGAUUAACAUAAGUAGUGCUGUCAGUACUAUUUUUUUUUUAUUGGAACCCCCCUCUUUUUAUAUUUUUUAAAGCUCCUUAAUAAACUGACUUCAACGAAUUAAAACAUUUAUGGUCUAUAUGAAUAAUACAGAGUGAAAUUUGAAAAUUAUUUAUCAUUGUGUAAAGAGAAUUUUCUUCUUCUGGACAAAAAAAUGUUUCUAUAACCUUGAUCUAUGAAUGUACCAUGUUUUAUUUAUUUUUGAAAUUCGUCCAAAUCCGUUGAUACUCUAGAUCAGAGAUUCCCAAACUAUUUUGGGCAAGAGACCCCUUUUCCAAAUUGAACUGAUAUCUCAGACCCCCAUAGCCAAAUUACUUUAAAAAUUCUACCUCUUGUUUUUUCCUAUUAAUAGAAAAUACCAAUUUAAAAACUUUGCGGUUCGUUGAGUAAACUUGACAUCAUUUUCUUUAUCAAAAUUUAACAAAAUAAAUAGACAUACAAUUCAGUAAAUAUUAAGUGUAAUUACACAAUAGAUCUUUUAGGUCGCAGUUUAUUAAAACACCAUUCAGGUGUAAUUAAUAAUUAUUAAUACAAAUUACGUAAAAAUAUUUAAAAAGGUAAUUAUUUAAAAAAAAAACAUUAAAAUCGCAAAGUAAAGAUAAAAAAAAUAAAAAAUUCAGUGUGAUAGAUGAAUAUGGAGACUUUCUACCAAUCUAGCUAAGUUUGGUUCAAUAUUGGUGAGUUUCAACCUUAAAUCUUCGCGUUAGUUGAUUUUCAAAUGGUUUCUUUGUUUUGUCAAAAUGUUUAUAACCAAACUGAAGCAUUUUUCGACUAGGUAUGAUGAUGGAAAAGCGAUAAGGUAUUUUCAGCAAUGUUCCACAAUACAGGAUACUGUGUUUCAAUGUUGCACUGCAACCAGAACUUCUGAUAUCCUUGGUUGAACUCCUGCUUAAGCUCCUCGUCUGUGCUGAUGGUGAU